This is a messenger RNA of Cervus elaphus (red deer), 1035 nucleotides long. RefSeq lists its product as uncharacterized. The coding region runs from base 1 to 858 and encodes 285 amino acids. NCBI's taxonomy places the organism in Eukaryota, Metazoa, Chordata, Mammalia, Artiodactyla, Cervidae. The record is from RefSeq and is a predicted model, not a curated record. The transcript has 3 exons.
AUGGCCCAGCCCGGCCCUGCCCCUUCGUGUUGCUGUCCGGGGUGGCGAGGAAGAGGAGUAGUAGAAGAUCGGCGGAGGGGGGAGGUGGAUGGGGGACAAGGACUUGGGAGAAGCGAUCUCGACCGGCAGGAAGUCCCAAGAAGCGGGAGGGCUCUGGGUUCUAAGGCCAGAGAAGGGUGGCGGGCUGCUUCUGCUUCUUACCUGUGGUGCCCGGGCGGAGCCGCAGCCGCGCGGCCGUGCAGCUCACCGGUUUCCCGACGGGACGUCCUGGAGGGCGGGGCCGAGGCGGGCCCUGCACGACCGCUGGAGCGCGUCCUCCCCGCCCCUCCCGGGUCAGGUGCCGGGGGCCGAGCUCCCCAGCAUUGCUCUGCGUGGCGGAACGCCGGCUUGCUGCGGGGCCGCCCCCCGGCCCAUGGACCCCGCCCCCGCCGCCGCGGCUGGGAUCCCGGCUGCUCCGGCUUCUCCACAUCUCAGCAAGUUCCGGGGGCCAGUCUCCGCGGCCAGGCUCUCGGCGUCGAUAAAGAUUGGAGGGUCCCGGCCAUCACAAAGACGACAGGCGUGAGCCGCCGGCAUGUGCGCGGGCUCAGUGGCCGUGUGGCCGCAGCGCUCAGAGUCUGGAGGAAGAGGCUCGGGAGCAGAGAAACGCCGCGGGACAGAGAGGCGCCCUGGGGCUCCGUCCCAGGAUUGCUUCUCAUCGGAAGAAGUGGUCUUGACCAAAUGAUUCCUCCCCUUCAUCCAACAAUAAGAGCAGGGAAUUUGCUGUGUGCCACGAACAAUGCUAAGGUCUUCAUGUGCCGGGUCUCAGGCUCCAGUAUGGCUCAGCAUGGCACUGCUCUGGGGUCUGGACGAAGAACCUGAAGAGAAUAGAAGAGGGAACAAGAAAAAGGAGGAGGGUUAGAUGAGUGAGAGGGUAGAUAGAAUAUCAACAGCAUAGGAUUUUUGCAAAGUUAAAACAGUUUUGGAGUGAGACCUGGGAUUGAAUCUUGGCUCUGUCUGAUUUAAAUCCAGCGUUUAAAAAAUGUUGGCACUCUGCAG